Coregonus clupeaformis (lake whitefish) is the source of this 1000-nucleotide messenger RNA. Its product is annotated as macrophage colony-stimulating factor 1-like. Gene Ontology annotation, cellular component: membrane. NCBI's taxonomy places the organism in Eukaryota, Metazoa, Chordata, Actinopteri, Salmoniformes, Salmonidae. Gene Ontology annotation, molecular function: growth factor activity; cytokine activity. The record is from RefSeq and is a predicted model, not a curated record. The coding region runs from base 250 to 870 and encodes 206 amino acids. The transcript is spliced from 6 exons.
CUCGCUCAGUCAGUCAGUCAGUCAGUCAGUGAAGACAGAUAUGGCUAAGCAGAGCUGAACAUUGACCAUAGACUACUUGUCAGUCAACAUCCUGACGUUGAUCUUCCCUCAUUCGGAGUGUCACUCCUUUCCUUCUCUUUUCUCAUCAUCGUUAUGCACUUCAAGUGGGAAAUAAUCAAAUCACCAGAACUCUGCUCCAAUGACUCUAAAAGUGGACUCUAUUCUUUUCUACUUGCCUAGGUCAGCCAGAUGAACACAUACAAACCAGCCCACAAAGCCAAGGCUAGGCAUUUGUGCUUCGUCCUCCUCCUGUGCAUCCCUUUGGCAUGGGCUGGCGUCCCUGGUCCGUGUCAGCACUCUGUGACAAAGGGUCACCUCCUCAACCUCAAUCGCCUGAUUGACAAUCAGUUGGAGAAUGGCUGUUCAAUAACCUACGUAUUCACUGAGCUCCAGAGUUUGAGUGAAGUAUGUUAUGUGAAAGCAGCCUUUCCACAAAUCCUGGAGCUUCUGAACACAAACUUCAAUUAUGUCAUGAAGUCAGACAACGGGCGUUAUGUCAAAGCCCUGAAGAAGGUCAUAUACAACCUUUACUCCCAAAACUGUAUACCUGAAAUCAACGAGGAGAUUGAGGACAACCCAGUGAAGUUUGUGAGGGUGCACAGCACCUUGCCCAGAGAGGCUCUGAGGAAGGCCCGCGGGGUCAUUGAGAUGUACAUGACCCUGAUGACCAAGAGCAACGGGCCCAUCAACUGGAACUGUGAGGAAGAGUAUGCUGAGGAUUACCCAGAAUCCGCCACUGCCCUCCCCACCCCAACCACAGAUGUCUCUUUCCAUUCAACAAAUGGCCGCUUCACAGUUUGGAUUGAUUGAUUUUAUUUGUCAGUUAAAAAAAUAUACAUAUAUGCACACAGUACAUGCUGCUUACAAUGCUCAACCUCCAGAUGAGUAUGAGGGGGGAGUGUCACGGUUUCGGCCGAGGCGGCCCCUCCUCCUUGUUCGG